AUGGCAAGGCAACUUGAAAGGGGUCUGCCGCACUGCCACAACAGCCAGGUGGUGUUGGAGUUCCAAAGCAACUGGUUGGCCAGCGGAGCACGGCUGGACGUCCAGGAGCUGCGCGCGGGCUAUGCGGAAGAUGUGCUGAAAGGAGUGACCUUCAGUGUCGAACCACGUAUGAAAGUGGGCGUGGUUGGCACUACGGGAUGUGGAAAAUCCAGCAUGUUGCUGGCACUAUUGCGUAUCAUCGAGCCGCGCGGGGGUCGCAUUGUCAUCAACGGUAUCGACACCCGAGACAUUGGUCUGGCAACUUUGCGCACAGCUCUGGGCUUGGUGCCGCAGGAGCCGAUGCUCUUCACUGGCACCUUGCGACACAACCUGGACCCCUUCAAGGCGUACACCGACGGCCGCAUCAAGAAAGCUGUGAACUGCUGCCAUCUUGAGAGCUUCGUGAAGUCUUUGCCAUUAGGUUUGGACCACCAGGUGUCCGAUGAAGGUGGCAAUUUGAGCUUUGGACAGCGACAACUCCUAUGCCUUGCGCGAAUGGUUUUGAGGCAGCCAGCCCUGCUGUUGCUGGAUGAAGCCACUUCUGCGAUUGAUCCAGCCACACAGGAGUCGGUGCAAGACACCAUCAACCACGCCUUCCCCACCUCCACCAUGUUGGCGGUGGCACAUCGACUGGAGACCAUCAUGGAGUUCCUGGGCCAUCAGGUCAUGAUGUUGUUGUAA
Molecule: messenger RNA, 720 nt
Organism: Cladocopium goreaui
Lineage: Eukaryota; Dinophyceae; Suessiales; Symbiodiniaceae
Source: the annotation of a GenBank genome assembly